CAGAACAGAUUACCUAGGGUAGUGUUUUACUUACUCUAUGCUUUAGUUUAAUGUUUGUUGUGGUUUGUUGCACCCCAACUUGUUUACAACUUUACAAGUAGAUAUCAUUGUUUAUAAAUUAAAACAAUAAUGUCCCGCACAUCACACUCACAAUUCGCACAAAUUGUAGAUUUUAUGGAAAGGAAUGGGGACUUAAGCACGCCUGGCAAUACCGCGCUCGGCCGGUUCACCGCUGCUACCAAGUGGGAAGAGCUCACAGACAUCCUCAACUCAGACGGCAGCGGCAUGCCCAAGAAAGUGGACAAGUGGAAAAAGGUGUGGAGUGACUAUAAAAACAACACAAAGAAGAAGGCUAAACGGAUCCAGCGCGCUACCUGUUGUCCAGAAGGCGGUCCAAAGCAUGUUGCACCACUGACGGACCUGGAGAAGCGAGUGUUGGUCCUGACCCACAAUGAGCUUCUACAAGUUAAUAUUGAGGAAACACCCAACCUAUCACUAGUGAUGCAAUGCUGCAUAACACUGAUCCAGUCUCACGGUUCUGUAGUGGAGCGAGUUAUAGAUGACCCAGCCUUCCAGAAGAUAUUGACACUCACUUCGCUCACAGCAGAGGAGCGGGGGCGAGUCACCUCCGAGGGAGUCAGGGGUAUGAUGGAAGGGGAGGAAGAGGACUGUGAAGAGACGGAUACAAGCGAAGUGCAGGAACAUGCAAAUGAGACUGAAACUCAAGAUCCUACUGCAAUAAAGGACGAGAUCGGCGUCAUUCACUGGCAGUGUUCGUGCGACGAGAUCUCGGGCCGCCACGACGACGCGUGCGCCGCCGCCGCCGUCGACUAUCUCCAACACUAUCGGAUAUCAUUGGACGAGGCGACGUGUGCAAUAUGCGACGAAACAUUCACUUGGAAGUCUGUGGCCACACUCAGGGAACAUCUGCAGAGAAAACACCCUGAUGUUACUGUCAUAGGAGACCAUGAUGAUGCCGAAAUACCGAAUGCUCCGCCGUCACCGCCAAGCAUUAAACUAAUAAAGGUCGACCCAUUGGACCAAAUCCCGCCAGCCAAUAAGAAACGCAAACUGAACCCCGCCGCAGACAACGAACCAAUCAUAAUACAGCACGACGUUUCCUCAUUGGACAGAUUCAAGAGUAUAGACCAUAAGCCAUAUGAAGAAUUCAAGAGUCUCGACCAGUUCGGCCUCUACGUAGCCUCGUUGCUGAAACUGCUGCCCAGGAAGAGGUGCAUCAAGUAUCAGAACCAGAUAGUGGACAGGCUGUUGAAGGACCUGGCGGCCGCCGCCUAGUCCAGGCUCUCUGGUUGUUGGCACAAGAUUCACUCUGUUACCUCAAACAAGUUUAAACCUUGUUUAAUGGGAAUUUGACACAGUAAAACACAGAUCAUGAUUUUUAUCAACAUCUGUAUGCAUGGUUUGGUAAUUUUAUUGAUUACUGAAGAAUUGAUUUCAGUGCAAGAUGAUCAUCAUCAAGAAGGCUAUCAAGAGUGCCAAUGUUUAUGUGAUAAAGGAACAAUAUCAUAGCAUUAGUUAUUGAACAGUAUGCAAAUGCCAAAUAAAAUUUAUGGUAUUAAAAA
Messenger RNA from Plutella xylostella (diamondback moth), 1583 nucleotides. RefSeq lists its product as uncharacterized. Lineage: Eukaryota; Metazoa; Arthropoda; Insecta; Lepidoptera; Plutellidae. The record is from RefSeq and is a predicted model, not a curated record. Gene Ontology annotation, molecular function: DNA binding.